Molecule: messenger RNA, 7179 nt
Organism: Triplophysa rosa
Lineage: Eukaryota; Metazoa; Chordata; Actinopteri; Cypriniformes; Nemacheilidae
Gene: dock11
Product: dedicator of cytokinesis 11
Exons: 53
Coding region: 106-6261 (2051 amino acids)
Biological process (GO): small GTPase-mediated signal transduction; positive regulation of filopodium assembly; positive regulation of GTPase activity
Molecular function (GO): guanyl-nucleotide exchange factor activity
Source: RefSeq, a predicted model, not a curated record
CCGCCUGCAUCCGCACAUCUGUCAGACUCGCGUAUUAGCGUGCCGCGAUGUCGCUUUCUGCAAUGAGGACGUUAAUAAAAUUACUGUUAAACUAACGGGGAAAACAUGUCUGAAGUGCGAAAAUUCACAAAGCGGUUGAGCAGACCGGGGACGGCUGCGGAGCUCAGACAAAGUGUAUCAGAGGCGGUGAGGACGUCCAUUGCUGUGGAGCAACCGAAGAUCAUCGAGCCACUGGACUAUGAAAAUGUGGUGUUCCAGAGGAAAGCUCAAAUCCACAGUGAUCCACAGAGAGACCUGCUGUUGUGGCCAGCUGAUGAUGUAUCAGAGUGCCAGAUUGAACGUCAAAGGAGAACCAUAAUUUCUCCAGUUCCUCAAAAUGCAGAAAACGAAGCUGAAAGCCUUUUCGCCAAAGAGUGCAUUAAGAUGGACAACACAGACUGGCACAUCAUCAACUAUAAUUACGAGGCUUACUCUGGAGAUUUCCGGAUGCUGCCCUGUAAAGGGAUGAAGACAGAGAAGCUUCCAAGCCAAGUGUUUGAGGUCGAUGAGGGAGAGGAGGACUCGUCGUCUCUGUGCUCUCAGAGAGGUGGUGUGAUGAAGCAGGGUUGGCUGCAGAAAGCCAACAUCAACAGCAGUCUGUCUGUCCCCAUGAAGGUGUUUAAAAGGAGAUAUUUCUACCUGUCUCAGCUUCCUGACGGCUCCUAUAUACUGAAUUCAUACAAAGAUGAGAAAAACUACAAAGAAUCGAAAGGCUCUAUCUAUCUGGACUCCUGCAUAAAUGUGAUUCCGUGUCCUAAGAUGCGGCGCAACGCCUUUGAGCUAAAGAUGGAAGAGCGCUACAGUCACUAUCUGGCGGCGGACAGCGAGGCAGAGAUGGAGGAAUGGGUGAACACUCUGAAGCAGGCCUUACUAAACACAACAGAGUACAGGAGGAAUGGAACAGAACCCUCUGAAGGUUCUCUGGAUGACGACAGUAGCAGUCAGGGGAAGCCUGAGAACUUUGCUGAGAGCUUUGGACGAAGUCUUCAUCCAGAGCUUAUGAAGUAUGCCAGAGAAACAGAUCAGUUGAAUAAAAUGAACAGAAAUGAGGGCCGGCAGAAGAUCUUCACCCUUGAUCCUGACACACAGAAAUUAGAUUUCUCAGGCAUUGAGCCUGAUGUCAAGCCAUUUGAAGAGCGCUUUGGACGAAGAAUCAUGGUUAACUGUCACGACUUGACCUUUAGUCUGCAAGGAUGCGUCAGUGAGAAGACUGAUGGAGUCUUAACCAACGUUGAGCCGUUCUUCAUUAUCCUAGCCUUGUUUGAUUUGUCCAAAGGCUGUAAGAUCUCUGCAGACUUCCAUGUUGACCUCAAUCCACCGUGCGUGAGAGAAAUGCUUCUAGAAGGUUCUCCCCAGACACAGACGGAACAAGAAGCAAGAGACAGGAGUGAAACGGUCAGGGUAAAUGGACACGGCCUGCCGGCUCUCCAGAGAGUCGCAGAGUGUCUUUUACAUUUCCCUGCUCAGGGGAUCUUCUCAGUUACCAACCCUCACACAGACAUCUUCGUGCUGGCACGGGUGGAGAAGGUUUUACAGAACGGAAUCACGCACUGUGCUGAGCCUUAUAUUAAGACCUCAGACAUGAGCAAGACAGUACAGAAGGUCCUGAAGACUGCCAAACAGACAUGUCAGCGGCUGGGCCAGUACCGAAUGCCCUUCGCUUGGGCUGCCAGACAGGUGUUUAAAGAUGCUCAAGGCACUUUAUACACGGACGGGAAGUUCUCUCCACUCUACCGCCAAGACAGUAGCAAGUUAUCCACAGAAGAUCACAUCAAACUGCUGACAGAUCUCAAGAAACCAGAGAAGAACAAACAGCAGAUAAUCUCUGGACAAAUUAAUAUCACCGUUGAAUGUGUACCUCCAGAUCUGUCAAACUCUGUCACGUCCUCAUAUAUUGCGGUAAAGCCAUUUGAUGAGCAGUGUGAGAGGGUUUCUGUGGAAGUGGAGGAGUUUUACCCCGAAGAGGCCAAGUACAACCACCCGUUCACCAUCUACAAGAAUCAUCUCUAUGUCUAUCCUCAGCAGCUCAAAUACGACAAUCAAAAGAGCUUUGCCAAGGCCCGGAACAUCGCUGUGUGUGUCCAGUUCAAGGAUUCAGAUGAAGAGGGGGCUGGUCCCGUAAAGUGCAUCUAUGGCAAACCAGGAGCGCCACUGUUCACCACCAGUGCAUUUGCUGCAGUUCUGCAUCACAACCAGUGUCCAGAGUUUUAUGAUGAGAUUAAAAUCGAGCUUCCUGUUCACAUUCAUGAGAAGCAUCACAUUCUUUUCACCUUCUACCAUAUAAGCUGUGAGCUUAGUAACAAAACCACCACCAAGAAGAGAGAGGCAGUGGAGACACUGGUGGGUUAUUCCUGGGCUCCUUUACUUAAGGAUGGCAGAAUACAUUCAUCUGAAUUACAGCUUCCUGUAUCUACAAAUCUACCUACUGGUUACAUGUAUGAAAAAAGCCAGGAGUCAAAGAAGUCCUCCCCGGACAUCAAAUGGGUCGACAAUGCCAAAACGCUAUUCAAAGUGCGAAUACAUGUAGCAUCAACAAUUUACACUCAGGAUUUGCACCUCCACAAUUUCUUCCAGCAUUGUCAGCUGAUGAGGUCAAUGUCACCAGGAAAUCUUGCUGAACUCGUCAAGUACCUAAAGUGCCUGCAUGCAGUAGAGACUCAGGUCAUCAUCAAGUUUCUGCCUACGGUUCUUGUUCAGCUCUUUGAAGUCCUCACAAUGGCAAACAAAGAGGGUCACGAUAUUGCUGUCAACUCCACACGUGUAAUAAUUCACAUUGUGUCUCAGUGUCACGAGGAAGGUCUGGAACAUUACCUGCGCUCCUUUCUGAAGUAUGUUUUUCGGACCAACAGCUCAAAUUCUGUGACAACUCAUGAAGUUUUAGCAGCGGCAGUGACUGCCAUACUCAAACAGACUGCAGAUUUCAACACAUGUAACAAACUACUUAAGUAUUCCUGGUUCUUCUUCGAAACUAUGGCUAAAUCAAUGGCACAGUACCUCCAGGAUGGCAACCGAAUGAAAAUGCCUCGAGCACAGAGAUUUCCCGAAUCUUUCCACCAAGCUCUGCAGUCUCUGCUGUUGUCAAUCAUGCCGCACAUUACCAUCCGCUACGUGGAGAUUCCUGAGGAGGCCCGUUGUGUCAACUUCAGCCUUGCUUGCUUCAUUAAGCGCUGCCUCACAUUUAUAAACAGAGGAUUUGCUUUCAGUCUGAUAAAUGACUACAUGUGUGGAUUCAGCCUUAAAGACCCAAAGGUGCUAACAGAGAUGAAAUUCGACUUCCUCAUGACGGUGUGCAACCACGAGCACUACAUUCCUCUAAACCUGCCUAUGGCGUUUGGUCGAACCAAGUUGCAAAGAGUCCAGGACCAGAGUUUGGAGUACAGCCUGACUGAGGAUUACUGUAAGAACCAUUUUCUGGUGGGUCUGCUUCUGCGAGAGGUGGCUGAUGGACUUCAGGGUUGCCCAGAGAUCAGGCAGCUGGCCGUGGCUGCAUUAAAAAACCUCAUGAUCAAACACUCCAUGGACGACAGGUACAACGCUUUUAAGAACCAGCAGGCCCGUAUUUGUCUGCUAUACCUGCCGCUAUUUGAGCUGCUGUACCAGAACCUCAGUCAGAUGAACAGCCCCAAGCAAAUCAGCAGAAAUGGCCUUGGCAUUCUGUACCGGGAUGAUUUAUCCUUGGCAGGUUCAGCGGACAGCCACAGAAGCAGCGCCAUUAUUGAUAAGGAACCUAGUAGUGUUAUCAUUAAAAAUGGAGACGUGAGGAGAUCCAUGUAUGGGGAUCCCGGUACACCAGACAUUAAUGGGUUACACAGGCGUGGCUCUGCAGUGAGCUCUCUGCCUGCCGUUGGCCAUCUGGGCCAGUAUGAGAUCAGAGGGCUGCUUUUGUGUUUCCUGCAUGUCAUAAGAACUUUGUCAGAUGACACUCUGAUGGCCUACUGGUCUAAAGUUAAUGCUCAAGACAUCAUGAACUUCCUCAGUCUUCUAGAGAUCUGCGUAAUCCAGUUCCGCUAUGCGGGUAAACGAAACAUCAGCCGUAACCAGGAACCCUGGGUGUCCAAACUUUUUUAUCCGGAGAGGAAAUCUCAGACCAUGCCAGUGAUGCGAGCUCGAGGAAGCCUGAUGCAAGCAAAGUUGCAGCAGUUCAGCACUAUGGACACUUCGCUUACUUUGAACAUGGUUGGGGGUCCCACAGAAGCAGUGAUCAACCACCAGGCUUUGCUUGAAGGAAAUAUCUCGUCAGAGGCCUGUCUCACUGUGCUGGACGUGCUCUCACUCUUUACUCAGAGCUUUAAGAAUCAGCUGCUGGAAAGUGACGGUCACAAUGCUCUGAUGACAAAAGUCUUUGACACAUACCUCACCUUACUGAAAGUUGGACAGUCGGAGGCAGCCAUCAAACACAUCUUUGCCUCCCUGCGAGCCUUCAUUAUUAAGUUCCAGGUUCCCCUCUUUAAGGGUCGCGUAACACUGUGUGGUUCGCUGUGCUAUGAUGUCCUGAAGUGCUGUAUGUCGAAACUAAGUAUCUUGCGUGGGGAAGCAUCUGCCCUCCUUUAUCUGCUCAUGAGGAACAAUUUUGAGUACACCAAGAGGAAAAGUUUCCUACGCAUGCACCUACAGAUAAUCAUCGCUGUGAGCCAACUUAUAGCUGAUGUGGCGCUUACAGGCAGCUCACGUUUCCAAGAGUCUCUGUCCAUCAUCAACAACUUUGCCAACAGUGAUAAAGUCAUGAAGGUGACAACAUUUCCCUUUGAAGUGAAAGGCCUUACAAUGCGAAUCCGUACGGUUCUGAUGGCCACCGCUCAGAUGCGUGAGCACGAAAAAGACCCAGAAAUGCUGGUUGACCUUCAGUACAGUCUCGCCCGUUCGUACGCCAGCACUCCAGAGCUCCGACGCACCUGGUUGGACAGCAUGACACGAGCUCACAACAAAAAUGGAGACUAUUCUGAGGCUGCUAUGUGUAACGUUCAUGUUGCUGCACUAGUAGCAGAAUAUUUGCACAGGAAAAGGCUGUUUCCAAGUGGACUGGCAGCAUUUAAAAGAAUCACGCAGAACAUUGAUGAAGAAGCUGCCAUGAAAGAAGACGUUGGGAUCCAAGAUGUGUACUACACAGAGGACAUUCUGGUUGAACAGUUGGAGGUGUGUGUUGAAGGUCUUUGGAAAGCUGAGAGAUUUGAACUAAUAACACACAUCGCCAGGCUUAUCAUCCCUGUUUAUGAGAAACGCCACGAGUUCGAGAAACUGAGGAGGUUGUAUGACACACUGCAGCGUGCUUAUGCUAAGAUAUUAGAAGUCAUGCAGUCUGGCAGACGUCUGCUGGGGACCUACUAUAGAGUUGCCAUUUAUGGACAGAGCUUCUUUGAAGAGGAGGAUGGUAAAGAAUACAUCUACAAGGAGCCAAAGAUCACAAGUCUUCCUGAAAUUUCCCAUCGUCUCAUUGGUCUCUACGGAGAAAAGUUUGGAACCGAGUGUGUCAAAAUCAUCCAAGAUUCCAACAAAGUAAACCAGAAAGAUCUGGACCCAAAGUUUGCAUACAUUCAGGUAACAUUUGUAAAGCCCUACUUUGAUGAGAAAGACCUGUUGGAGCGGAAGACUGCAUUUGAAAAGUGCCACAACAUUAACCGUUUUGUCUUUGAGACGCCGUACACACUAACUGGAAAAAAACAAGGAGGGGUGGAGGAACAAUGCAAGCGGAGAACAAUACUUACCACGGCCAACAUUUUUCCGUACGUGAAGAAACGCAUCGAAGUUGUGGCGGAAAAACACAUAGAUCUGAAACCGAUUGAUGUGGCCAUAGAUGAGAUGAAAGAUCGAAGCACUGAGCUCACUAAAAUAUGCUCUAACCAAGAGGUCGACAUGAAACAGCUACAACUCAUACUCCAGGGCUGUGUUAGUGUGCAGGUGAAUGCAGGACCAAUGGCCUAUGCCAGAGCCUUCCUGGAUGAAUCCAAAUCCGGUCAAUCCAGCAAGAAAGUAAAAGAACUCAAGGAAAUAUUCAGGCAGUUUGUUAAGGCAUGCAGUAUGGCUCUGGAUAUUAAUGAGAGACUCAUUAAAGAGGACCAGUAUGAGUAUCAAGAGGGGCUAAAGGCUAACUUCAAAAGCAUGGUGAAAGAGCUGUCUGAUAUCAUCCAUGAACAGAUCUUUCAGGAGGAUAUGAUGUGUUCCCUGCUGCAGAACUCUGUUCACGUGUUCCGUGCUAUCAGUGGGACAUCAACCGACCUGGCCUAGCUGUUCCUCCUCAACUUUCUUCAAAAUUAUAACUUAAGGCCUUUAGCGAACAUAACUUUAGUCUGCUAGAAUAUCAGCAUUUUUGAUGUGCUAUUUUUUACUUGUGUGCAGGUACUCCUUGUUUAAGUUUUGCAUUUCUAUAGAUAUUGGUUUUGCCAUUUUUUUCUGGCAUUGUACAUUCUCUGCAAUCUGAAGUACACUUACACACACAGCACACCAAAGAUAAAAUGGACCGUUUACAUUUACACAUUUGACAGACGCUUUUAUCCAAAGCGAUUUAUGGUGCAUUCAAACUAUACAUUUUUUAUCAGUAUCAGUAUGUGUGUUCCUUAGGAGUCAAAUCCACAAUGCAAUGCUCAACCAGCUGAUCUUCAGAUUACUUUACAGUGAUGUUCAGUUUUUGUUUGUAAACGUUUUUUCCCCUGCAAUAACAGACAAUGUUAUGCCAUUUUUACAUACUUUAACAUUUAAAAAAAUGAUCUUUGUCUAAGAUUGAGUCCAUUGUACUGAAUGCUGAAAAACAGGAAUGCAAAACUACAAUUGUAAACUAUAAAAAAUGACUAUCAGGGCAUCAUAUCAAUUCUACAUAUUAUUUCUUGUCUUUUUAUUGAACAAAUGCUAUUGUUUUAUUUGUUUACCUUUAUUUAUGUUGUUGCCUGGUGCAAAAGCCAUGUUGUUUAGCCUCGGUACGAAGCGAAUUAAGUUGGCAUUUUAAGAGGUCAGUUUUCCCAUUGCCAACAGUCAGAACAUUUUUUGACUAGCUUUCACAAUAUGUGGUUAAGGCUGUAUUUCCAGUAUUGUCCAAGCAGCCGUGACUCACUAUGUGAUAGUUACUGCAGUUUGUGAGACUUACAUGAGAUCAGUGUUUGUCUUUUAAUUAAAUAAAAAUAGUGUAAUUGAAAUAUUACACAUACGCAA